CUAUAUAUAAAGACUCUACUAGGUGGAAGUCUUUCAACAUUCUCUUCAUUUCCACCCACCUUCUUCAUUUUCCUCUUCUUGCUGUUUCAAUAAGAAGAAGAGAUGGGGAAUUGCCAAGCUAUUGAUGCUGCAACAAUAGUGAUUCAACACCCUAAUGGUAAAGUAGAAAGGUUUUACUCACCUAUGAGCGCACGCCUAGUUAUGAAAAUGAACCCUGCUCAUUAUGUUGCCCUUCUCAUCUCCACCAGCACAUUGUCUCCAAACAAGGACAUUGGUAACUGCCCCAAUAAGAAUAGUGACACCAACACCAACAACACAUACCCAGUUCGCUUAACUCGCAUAAAGCUUCUCAAGCCCAAUGAUUCCCUCCUUCUAGGCCAUGUUUAUAGACUCAUCACAGCUCAAGAGGUAAUGAAGGGCCUAAAGGAAAGGAAACAAGCAAAGAUGAAGCAGAAUAUGCCGGGGUCAGGUCACAAGUCAGAUUGGGUGAAGGGAAAAAUUGGAUUGGAGAUGGACAACAAAGCAGAAAGAAGAUUAGACACAGAGGACAACAAGGUAACCAAACCUGAAAAACCUCGACCAAGGACAAGAUUUUGGCAACCCUCUUUACAGAGCAUCUCAGAGGUAGUUGGAUAAUCAGUGUUUUAAAUCUCACCUACAUGUGGUGUGAGGGCCAGGGACAGAGGAGCAACUGAGAACUAAAAAAUCAGAAAAAAAAAGCAAAAAAAAAAAAAAGAAGAGAACUCCAUGAUUGCUUUGGCAUGUGGAAAAUUAAAUAUAGUACAUUUUUCAUGGGAGGAUCAACAAGUGAGAGAUCAAAAUUUUCUCCUGUGGGUUCAUCAUGCAUAAUUGUGUAUAGCAAAGUUCACAUAUCCUAUAUCAAUUUACUUAAUUAGCUAUUAUUUUCUAAUAUCAUAAAUUCUCUGUUCACUUUAA
This is a messenger RNA of Lotus japonicus, 936 nucleotides long. RefSeq lists its product as uncharacterized. The coding region runs from base 103 to 636 and encodes 177 amino acids. Lineage: Eukaryota; Viridiplantae; Streptophyta; Magnoliopsida; Fabales; Fabaceae. The record is from RefSeq and is a predicted model, not a curated record. The transcript is spliced from 3 exons.